CUCAUAUUCACCACAAUCGCUUUUGGCAUCGCCGCUGGAGCUGCCGGUGAACUGGGAAGAGUUUUCAUCGACUUCUUUGAGUCUCUUGGCAAUACUGUUCUCAUUCUCAUGCGUUGGUUCUUGCAGAUCACACCGGUGGGAGUUUGCUUCAUGAUUGCGGGAUCGGUUGUGGACGUGGAUGAUGUGGCCGCCACUUUCCAGGGCCUCGGUCUCUUUAUGGCUACAGUGCUGGUGGCGUUGGCCAUACACAUGCUUCUGCAAAUGGUUGUCUAUGCCCUCGCUUCCUUCCGCAACCCUUUUCGCCUCAUGUUAAUGGGUUUCAGAGUCUUCCUUUUAACUUUUAUCACCACCUCUCCGUGA
Messenger RNA from Hydatigera taeniaeformis, 360 nucleotides. The record is from the annotation of a GenBank genome assembly. NCBI's taxonomy places the organism in Eukaryota, Metazoa, Platyhelminthes, Cestoda, Cyclophyllidea, Taeniidae.